AGCUAUAAUGGUCGGCACUCGAUCCUCCGCUCGGCUUGCUGCCGCGGCGAAUUCAAAACCAGAGACUCAAGGGAAAGAUGUGGGAGAGGCGGCUGCCGGCGACAAACGCAAGGCAGAGGCCGGAGUUGCGUCUAAGUCAAAGCGCGGCCGGAAGAAGUCCGGAGAGGCGGAGCAGAAGUCGAUUGAAGAGACAAUGCCGUUGAUCAGUACGGAAAGCCAGCCUCAGUCGAAGGACCGGACGGAAAAAGAGACGGACAUGAAGGACAAGGAGGAGACAAAGGUCGAAAGCCCCGAGGCAGGUGUAGAAAAGACCGAUAAAGCUGAAGACACAGCCAAGGAGGCAGUCACAGCUGAGAAUGAUGCCAAAGCAAACGGUACAGCAGAAGCAAGAGAGUCAAAGCCUGAGAAUGGAGCGAUUGAAGAGUCGGCGAUGCGAGAAGAAGAGGUACCGUCUAACGUUUUGGAAAAAGGUAUUAUUUACUUCUUCUUUAGAGGACGUGUCGGCAUCGACGACCCUAAAAACGUAAAUGACAUCGCCCGCAGCUACAUUGUGCUUCGUCCACUUCCCCAGGGUGCAAAACUGACUGAGGGGCCUCUGGAGGAUCUUGAAAACAAUCGCCUCCUUGCUCUUCCGAAGAAGGUCCUUCCGACAAGUCACCGUGACAGAUUCCUGACCUUUGUCGAAAAGGCGAAUACGACACUAAAGGAUCUUCGAGAGAAUUUCAUUGCAUCAUCUGAUUACGAGACAAAGACUGCAGGCACGCGACAUACACCGGCCGCUACUCCUGCGGCGGAGGGCGUCUACGCGAUUACAACAACUGGCCGCGAAUCUCAUCUUGCCUAUAUACUCACCAUUCCAUCUGAUGUUGAAAAGGUUCAAAAAGAUUUGGGCCUCCGCCAGAAGGGGAGCUUUAUCGCCAGUGUGCGAAAUCCCCAAUAUCCCAGUCCUCCGAACGCCCAACUCCCUCAAGCGCCUGAGUUUCCCAAGGAGGUCCUUGAAGAGUUUCGCAGCCUGCGCUGGGCGGGUCUUCAGCCAAAGUUCCUGAAUUACGCGAAUAGCCAGAUUUUGUUCAUCGGUGAAAGCCAAGGGGAGAUUGGCAAAGCGGGAGAAAAAGAACCAAAUGAAGAAGACAAGGACAAGGAAGCGCCCAUUGAAGAAAUGGAGAAGCUUGAAAACGAGGACGAGAUUCGAACCAAGCAUCUGAAGGGCGAUGAGUCCGUAUUUGUUGAUCUGGGCAUUAGUGCCAAAGAGUAUUCCGGUGUUCCCUCCUCGUGGGCAUAGGUCUCAUUUGUUUUUUGUGCUCUUCUGCAUUUGGGCAGCAUAGUUGAAGUCUAAAUUCUCAAAAAUUUCAUUUCGAUCAAUCACAUAUCAAGACAGGGAUGCGGAAGGGAAAUGGAGGAACAAUUCGGCGUCCUUAUAAGCAGGGGUUUAAAUUUGUUUCUUCUCCUUUGCGGGUAUCAAAACUCAGGUCUCAAAAGUAACAUGUCAAUAAAAUUCUGUGCUGGAGCGUCCAAAUAUGUCUACUCCGUAUGCCCGGC
Messenger RNA from Xylona heveae TC161, 1539 nucleotides. RefSeq lists its product as hypothetical. The transcript is spliced from 4 exons. Lineage: Eukaryota; Fungi; Ascomycota; Xylonomycetes; Xylonales; Xylonaceae. Bases 8 to 1282 code for a protein of 424 amino acids. The record is from RefSeq and is a predicted model, not a curated record.